AUGAACUUGCAUCGACGGCGCGGCAUUUCGCUGCUGCCCGCAACUUUAUGUCUGCUCCCAGUCGUUAUUGACUGGGCAAGGGCUGAGCAAGCGUCUUUCGCAAUUCCUACAAAGCCGAGCACCACAGGCAGCCCCCCAUACUUGGGACCGGCAUGCUAUCCGUUCUGCACCAACACUGGCUACGAGGGCCCUGACACAGUAUCUGCAGUCGAGUCGGCGCGAUAUCGCGACCGGAUAGGCACGCUACAAUGGGUUGACCCACGCAUCGGUACCAAUGGCCCGGAUCCAUCCGAGUAUGGAGGCAUGGUGCCUUCCGUAGCGCUGCCAUUCGCUGGCGUGCGCAGUGUGCCCAUGACAAGAGAGAACCUCGUUUCUGGCUGCGCAUAUCACGACAACGACACGGUCCAUAUCGGCUUCCUCGCGAGCCGCCAGCCUGCGAUCUGGAUGGGCGAUUAUGGAUUCGCAACCAUCUUCGCGGGACAAGGCGAGGUGAAGCUGGGCAAGCACGAGAGAGGUCACAAGUACAUUCGUUCGCAGGAGUACGUGUCUCCUUUCAAGUAUGCGGUGCAUAUGGGCAACUCGUCGUCGGACCGCAUCUUUGCCGAGCUUGCCGGCAAGAGCCGUGCAGCCAUGGUGCAGUACACCUUUGUGCAUCCAGCUAAUGAGAGCGUAAUCAGGCGGCAGAGGGGAACAGAUUUGCCCCCCGAGCUUCUCCUCCAGGCUUCGCUGGGCAACAAUGAAUCCCAAUGGGGGCCUCAUAUUGCAGUGCAGGCUUCGCGAGAACAGUGGCGCGGCGCCGUUCGCAUCGAUGUGGAGCGAGGCGAGAUCUCUGGCUACAACACGGAGCGCAUGGACUAUCGUCUCGGCCCGCACGAGGCAGCAGGCUUCCGAGGUUAUUUCGUCUACCGCUUCGAGUACCAGCGUCUCGAUGCUACAGACGACGAAUGGCUCUCCGGCUUCCCAAGUGAUGGGGUUGGUACAGCGCACACCAACGGUACCGGCAUUGCCAUGCACCCCGGCGAGCGCGCACGAUGGAACGAGCUCGGAGUGUAUGCUUUUGCUCGCUUCCCCAUCGACACAGCCCGCGUGAGAGUGCGAAUGGGACUCAGCCUCAUCUCGGAAGAGCAGGCGCGCUACAACCUCGAUGUUGAGAUGCCAGACGGCAUCAGCAUCGAGCAUGUCGUCGAUGAGCUCAUCGAUGCGUGGAAGAGCAAGACGGACCGCAUCCAGGUACAAGGCGGCACAGAAGCGCAGAAGCGUAUCCUCUACACGGGCAUCUUUCACGCCUCGCAAUACCCAGCCGAGCAUGCAGAGCCGAUUCAGAACAGCGAUAGUAGCAAUGAGACGCUUCGACACGGCCAGAAGGACAAGCACAGGUAUCACUACUACUCUGGCUACACGGACAGCGUGCACAAGGUCAAGCAGGGGCUGCAGCGGUACCAGUCGUGGUCCAUCUGGGACAUUUACCGAGCGCAGUGGAACCUGCUAAUCCUUUUCGAGCCAGAGCGGGUGGUGGACAUGGUGCGAUCGCUUCUCGACAUCUACGACCAGUCGGGCUUUUUACCUAUGUGGUCGACACUGGCAGAAACCAACAUCAUGAUCUCGACUCACGCGGACUCACUGAUCGCCGAAGCUGCCGUCAAAGGAGUGCGUGGAUUUGACAUGGACAAGGCGUGGGAGGCGGUCCGCAAGGAUGGGACCGUCCCACCAGAGCGAGAAUAUGAGCUGCGGUACGAAGACCGCGAGGAGUACACACCGCUCGAGGUACGUGCUGGCUUGACGUUCUACAACCAGUCGGGCUAUGUACCGUUGGACGGUUGGUCCGAGUCAACAAGUCGCACCCUCGACUACGCCUACGAUGAUCACGCGAUUGCAACGCUAGCAAAUCUGAUGGGCAAGAAGGAAGAUGCCGCCUUUUUCCACACCCGCAGCAAGAACUACCGCCACGUCUUUGACCGCGACCAGGGACUAAUGGCAGCUCGACUGAAGAACGGCACGUUUCUUGUCCAGCCGCUUCCCGACCCACGGGGACGCCAAGAAGGAUUUACGGAGGGAAACAGCUUCGACUACUCGUUUGACGUCGUUCAAGAUGUACCUGGGCUUGCAGAGCUGGUGGGAAGCCGGACAAAGCUGGUCGAGUUGCUGGAUCGACACUUCGGCGAAGGGCACAAUGAUCAGUCUAACGAGCCGUCGCAUCACAUUCCUUACCUCUAUGCGCUCUUGGGUGAGGCGGCCAAGACACAGCGUCUGGUAAGGGACAUCUCCCACGAAGGGUUCAGCGACCAGCCGGACGGAUAUGCGGGAAACGAGGACUGCGGUCAGCAGAGCGCGUGGUACAUCUUUAGCGCCAUGGGCAUCUACCCUGUCGAUCCAGUUUCGGGCGAGUACGUCGUCUCGUCGCCGUUCUUCGAGAAGAUCAAGGUUUCGAUCCCGGCACGCACUGCGGAGGGAGAAGCGGUCGAGCUGCGGAUCGAAGCGCCAAGUUCGAGCGACAAGCGGGUCUACGUCGCGAAUUUGACGGUCAAUGGGCGGUCAGUAGGGCAGCCGAAGCUGGCAUGGUCGGACUUGCUCGCUGGAGGAACCUGGAAGUUUGACCUUGCCGUCACUCCACAAGCGUGGGGCAACGACAAGACGCUUCCGCCGAUGUACGCCUAA
Sporisorium graminicola is the source of this 2655-nucleotide messenger RNA. RefSeq lists its product as uncharacterized. NCBI's taxonomy places the organism in Eukaryota, Fungi, Basidiomycota, Ustilaginomycetes, Ustilaginales, Ustilaginaceae. Bases 1 to 2655 code for a protein of 884 amino acids. Gene Ontology annotation, molecular function: carbohydrate binding; peptide-N4-(N-acetyl-beta-glucosaminyl)asparagine amidase activity. The transcript has a single exon. Gene Ontology annotation, biological process: glycoprotein catabolic process; carbohydrate metabolic process; protein deglycosylation. Gene Ontology annotation, cellular component: cytosol; nucleus. The record is from RefSeq and is a predicted model, not a curated record.